GAGUCAUCUCUUCAGCUGCCGGCGGAUAGCGAUGGAAGUCGGUCUGUUGGAGAAUCCUCCGUGAAUCAGCCGGGACCUCCAAGUCUUCCUGGAGCCGGACAGGACCAGCUGGAGCCUACACUGGAAAGAGAUGAUUGGGGGCCUCUACAGCCCAGUGGAAGCUCUUCGCAGCUGGAAUUUCAGGACAGUAACUUGUCUCCAGCUCUCUUCCUCCUGCCUGUAAACUCUCGAGUCGAACGCAACUUUGCUGAAUAUUCUUUAUUCCAACAAAGUGACCAUGAAUUUGCCCCUUUAAGGGCGUACCCGGACAUGUCCAUGGCGUCGGAGAGAUUCACCUUUCAGCCCCAGGAUGGCACCACUCAGGCGUCUGAGCGCGGCUCACUGUCCCAGCACCCUUUGGCCCAGGCAACCAUCCUUUCUGAAGAAGGAACGAGCAGCAGCUGCUCUCUGUCCCAGCACAGUAUGCCACCAGAGGAGGAAAGCAGGCAAGAGGAAAUGAUUCCCUCCCGACUGACUGACCUGCAAGCAUAUGAUGUUGGUGGCAGAGAGAAGGACUCUGAGACACUAACAGACCUUAAAAACAAGCUUGCAGCUAUAGAUGAUGACACCUUGUUUCUGAGUAAGGACAUCCCUGCCCAGCAUCUUCUGGACAUCCUUCAGAAAGAUAUUGGCAUGCCGAGCAGCAGUAGUAGUGCGCUGUCCUCUGCCUCUGUGAUGUCUGUCAAGAGCAUUACAUCUUCUGUCCAAGAGUCUAAAAGCUCUAAAACUUCCAAACCAGGAAUUCCCCAAAGCUCGGCUACAAGAGAAGGUCCACCUGGUGAAGCUUCUCUGCCCAGGCAGCAGACGCAGCAACCUGACCCGUCACAGACGCUGUCAUCUGAGGCCUGUAACAUCACCAUGGGUUCCCGCAGCACGCAACCGGACGACAGCAGUGAAGCGUUGUACAGGGAGCUGCUGUCUGAGGCUGAGGGGCAACGCAGCAGAGAAGCUGGAGCUAAAAAGCAUCAGCAGAAAAGUGCUUCACCACCUGCUCAGAUUCGUACAGAGACAUCCACUGGCAAGCCGAGUGUGACUCGGAAAAAUCGGAGUGACCUGCCAUGGACCGGGCCGUUUUCAUCCGGUGUGGAAAGGCUGCACAGAGAGCAAGACCUCUGGUCCUCAGGGAACCAGACAGGGGUCGAUGGGUCCUACCUGGGUUUCCUUCCACAGUCUCAGUCCACUCCAGGGGUUUUCAAGGCCCCACCCAAAUCCAGUGUCAAGGCUACAUUAGGGAAACUGUCUGCAAUAGAAUCUGAUAAAGAAAGCUCGUAUCAAUCCAGGACUGGGAUAUCUCCACAGCCAGCUGUUCCUGAGCCUGACGUCCAACGUCCAGACUCAGCAGAUCAGUGCCACGAGGAACAUACCUCUGCAAAGGUCCAGUCUCUUCCUAGUCUGAACUACAUUCAGAAAGUAGACGCUUGGAGGACGAAUCAGAGCUCUGGCAGCACGUCACUGUUUGACAGUCUGGCACUGCAGGGAUUUUCUGGCGUCUCUCCUAAAAAGAAAGCGUACGAUGCCGUGUCCGACUCCCUGAAUCGCAUCCUCAGUGAGCAGGUGCGGAGUUUACAGCAGCCUCCUGUUUCCAGUGCUCCCAACGAGAGUGUCACACAGAAAUCCUCAGAAGCUCCUUCUGGCUCCUCCUCUCCGAGAAGAGGGGAGACAAUGGGCAGUGCGCCCAGUGACAAGGAUACCACUGGGUCUGCAGCAGGACCCUCCAGCUCCCCCUUUGUCCGGUCGCAGUCCCACUCCUCUAUUAGCACAGUGGUCAUGUCGGCCCAGAAAGAAAAGAACGAGACUCAGGACGAUGUUCAUCAUCAUCAGCCGAGUGUCUCAGCUCAGCCCUCACCUCUCGUGAACCUCGGUCAGUUCAGUGACGUGUCAGUCGAUCGAGAUCUUACACUCUCAAGUUCCCAAGAGAGUUACAACAGUGGAGUUAAAUUAGGAACUUCUAUCGGAGCUUCUUCUGUCACCAGCCUGGAGGUGGAUAACUAUGCCCCCUACUGGACUUCUAAACUGCGGUCAACACCACCUCUGCCCGGACCUCGAGAAUUCAGCAUCGAAGAACGAAUUCCGUUGUAUCUCCACAACCUGGGUAUCGACCAGUCUCCCUCAACAAUAUUAAAUCCUUUUGCACCCAGAGGCCCAAUCAGAGAACCUGAAUUCUCUCCCACUGAUCUCAGUACAAUUAAAGGAUCGAUCGGAACCCCGUCCAAGAGCACCCAACCCUCUGAAGGUGGCAGUCCGUGUAAAGGAGAGUUUUCCAGGUCUAGUAUUCUGUCAGUGGAUUCUAGCAUUUCCAUUCCGUUCAGCAUUGACAGUCUUGGUCCGGCCGUAUCGAUCCCAGAGCCGACCAAGCGAGCAUCUCCUCCAUCUGAUGCUGAAGCCGUCCAGACUGAACGCAGACUGACACCAGCCUCCCAGCGUGAGGAGGAUUCCCACUCCUCCACAUUGCAUCUCAGCCAGCAGCAGCAGCAGCAGGACGACACUCUAACCAGCAGUCAGAAUACCUUCCUGCCAGGAGAGAGGUUUGACUCUGACCUCUCAUCGGUAACUCAGGCGAGGAGCGAGGGAAGAGAUUUGGAGUCUCCCUUGCAGACAAGUCGUAGUUUGGAGGAAAGUGCAGAGGAUUCUUUUGUUGGCUCUAAGGCCUUAGAAAUCAAUAAUCUGCUCUCUCAGUCGGAUAAAGUGGUGUCUGCUGGGACUUCCUCAGCCUCCCCUGCAGCGACACGUCUGCUGUCCGACGACGACUUGUUCCUCUCCUUCAGGAAGAGAACCAGUAAACUCCAGGACUCCUCGUUCUCCGGAACCGAAGACCCCAGAACCCGUUCCUCCUCGCUGUGGGCCAGGUCGUCGUCUGACUCCAUGCUAACCUCAGAAAAACCAAGGCAAAGCUCUUUAGGUCGGGAAAGCACGACCUCCUCAUGGCAGCCUGAUUAUCCCUCCACACAAUCUCUCACUACUGCACCUGCCGCAGGUUCAACCCUUGUUCUCUCCAAACCAGCCAGGCGGGCGGAGCCUGAAGGCUGCAGUGCUGCACCCCCCGACAAUACAGUCCCAACACAACCACCAGUCAGCAAGUCUCCACCCGCUGUGAACCCACAGCAGCUCAUCUCUACAUCGACAGAGACGGCGGCUGCACUCGAGGUGGAAGAAGAGCCUGCGCCUGGAGGUCCUGCACAGAGCAGCUCCUCGUCCCCCCCCCCUGAGGACCCCGACCAGGGAGGGAUGAGCGACGGGAGCAGCGAGAGCUCACUGGCAGUCAGAGUGGCCCAGUUACUCCAGAGUGAGUCUCCGGCCACCAUGAUGACCAGUACGUCCAGCAUCACUGAUCACGAGGAGAGCAAAGCCAGAGAGUGGAUCAAACUGAAGGUGUCGGGUCAGCAGUGUGAGCCUCUGGAGUUGGACAUAGAAGAUAAAAGACGCAUUGAAGAGAUCAUGAAGGAGCUGCUGUUAAAAUUUCCCAUGAAGGUAAAACAGCGAAAACAUGUGAAACGCAGCAACCAGUCUAGUCUCACAGUUAAGAGCCAGUUGAGUACAGAUACAGAGAGCAGUGCAGAGUCCAGUUCCCAGAGGAGACAGGAUCCACCUCAGCCUGCAGAGACGUUCACCUCCGACCAGCUGUCUCAGCCUCUGCAAGACCUCAGAACCAACCCGUCUGACUCCAGCGCGCGGCUUAGAGACCCUCAUCGCCCAAACACUCUCGAAGCACAAGCGCUCCACUUCCCUUCCUCUCUCCACAUCACCUGCACCUCCCAUCAGAACAGGCUCAGAGCCACUCCACCCGAGCGAGCUCUGGACAGCAGACGUUCACCUGAAACCGGUCACGUCUCCCAUGUCCAUCUCACUCUGUCCCCGAAAGCAGCUGAUCCCAGCUUGGCCUCGGCUCCGAGCUCCAGUCGAGCUGGUGCAGCGACAGAGAUUCCACGUAGAGAAUUUGCUCUCCUCAGACACUCUCCAUCCACACCCAGCAGCCCGGACGAAGGUGUGGGUCUGUCCAGCCCAGCAGAGUGGUACGAGAGCGGAGUGCAGAGGGAACAGCUUGAACGAGCAGACGCCUCCACCCUGUUUACAUCUGUGGUUCCUACACGAGGAAUCACCUCCACACCAGAAGAAGCCUUCACACCACGUCCCAGACCUGAGGAUUCCAAAAGACCCUUAACCCACGAAUCAGCAGCGGUGCCUGUCCUGUUGCCUUACAAACCCCGCGGCAGUGAGGAGCUCUUCUACGUCCCUCAGCUGGAAUCGGACGUCUCCUCCACUGGUCCCUCUGACACCUCCAUGGAGAGCUCACACACAGGCUCAGACGACGCCGUGGCCCCACGCUUCAGCAGCGAGGUCCUCGGGCGCCAGGACCCGGGGCUGGACCGCGGCGUCACCAUCAGACACACGGAGGGCAUCUACAGCAAGAGGCUGAGGACGGCCGCCGGCAGAAUGCAACAACCUGGACACAGAGAUUCCUCGGUGAGGGCAAAUAAAAGCUCACAAACGAGCACAAGCCGAACUCCACGUCCGUCCCCUCAGGCGCCGCUGGCCUUCACCGGAUCGUCUUUGUCACAGAACCCAGACGCCCGGGUGAGAGACCAGGGAACCAGCCCGAUGGCGUCCACUCGUCAGGAUCAGCCCGAGAGGAACCGCGAGACCGUUCAGCUGGUUCACCUGGAGCUGAAGCGCAGGACGAGUCAUCACCUGGUCCAGAGCUCUGUCCCUCAAACCGGAGGAGACCUGCACCCGAGAGACGUCUCUGCCCCGGCCCCCCCACCCAGCAACACCAGUCUGGACGAGCUGUGGCAGAGGUUCUGCGAGCGCUGGACCAUCGAGCAGAAUCGUCCAACCAGCGUCCGAGAGGCGUCGCUGCUGCAGAGGCUGGAGUGUCUGUCCCGCCUCAUCCACAGCAGGAGGAGAACCAACGGGUCGGAGCAGCAGGAGGAGAACCAGCAGCUCGGGAGGAGGAGAGAAGACGCCACGAUGGAAGAGAAGAGGCCCAGCAGCAGAGAGGAUGAUGGGAGUUUACACGAGGAGAGGACCCCUCCCGUCCCUCAUCAGGCCCAGCGAACAUCUCAGCCUGCAGCGGAGACCACUCGCACCUCCUUCUCCUCCACUCGCUCCCACAGCUCCACCCACAGUCUGCUCCUCGGUCCCGCAGACAGAGACGGGUCGGACAGCUUGUCCACCGCGUCGGGCUCCGUCUCCAGCGUGGACACGGCCCGGCUGGUCCGAGCCUUCGGCGCCCACAGAGUCAAGCAGCCGAAGAGCGGCGCCGGCCUCGGGAAACUUUACAACACCAUCAACAAGCAGAAAGAAGGGAGGGAACAGAGGAGGGGGGGGCACAGAGACCCCCCGCACCUCACCACGCUGUCAGAGACCACCGACGAGUCCUCGGUGCCGUUAGAGACCACCGGCGCAGACGUGUCCUCGGUUGCUGCUGAUUCUGCGUCGUCCACCAGCACCUUCACCCCCCCAUCCCACCGCGGACCCUCCAACACUCUGGCAGCAAAGAAGACGGUUAAACUGUUCAGCAAAGGCAUCCAGACAGCUAGCGACCUGGAGAUCGUCAGAAACGCGACCCGGCGCCACACCAGAGACGUUGGAACCACGUUCCCCUCGCCUCAUGAAACCAGAGCGCCGAGGCCGAUUUCCUCUUCCUCACCCAGUGAAGGGAGAGGAAGAGGAGGGCAGGAGAAUCCCUCUAAGAUUCACUCCUCACAGAAACAGAGGAAGAGCAAGCGGAGCCCGUCAAAGCUUUAUCCUGCAGGCGUCUCUUGGUUCAUCUCCGCUGACGAGCUGCGCUCCGAGGCGAGGAAGGAGAACCAGCAGCAGCAGGAGGAGUCGGCACGGAGGCCGAGCACCGCCUGGUUCCAGCCGCACAGCCGGACCCAACCGUGGAGGGAACCGCUCAGACAGAGACAAGUCCACGAGGACAGAACCAUUCAUCACACGGAACCUGAUCCCAGAACCAAGACCACGUCCUCUGGUCUGAAGCGCGUCUCGCUGCAGGAGGCGCUGGAGACGUGGCGCCCGGGCUUCAUCUCUCGGUCCAGGCAGAGGGUGACGUGUCUGGCUCUGCAGGCGGAGGAGAGGAAGCUUCAGGCCUUCUUCAUCGGAGAGAGAGACCAGCUCUUCGGCCAGGGGGGGGCGCCGCCGAGGCCUACAGGCACCGCUGGGAUGAGGAGGGCUGUUCCCAGGAAGGAGAUGAUCCAGAGGUCCAAACUGAUCUAUGAGAGUCUGCCGGAGCAGCAGAGGAGGAGGGAGGAGGCGCGGAGGAAAUCAGAAUACAGAUCUUACCGACUGAACGCACAACUCUACAACAAGAGGAUCACCACCCGAGUGCUGAGCAGACGAACAGCUUGGCAAUGAGCGACAUCUUCACUCUGAUUGAAACCAGCAACAUGUUUUAAAACUCUUUGUAAGAACAAAACUACCUUAAUCCACUUUUAUUUAUGAACCACAUUUUUACAGUUGGUAUUUUAUAGAUUAUGCUGAAAAGUAGAAUUCUACUCGUGAACGUAAAAUGUGAUUUUAGUCGGUUUGACAGAAGAAUUGUGUGUAAAUGUGAAAAUAAACCAGGUUUUUCUUUAAA
Messenger RNA from Limanda limanda (common dab), 6616 nucleotides. RefSeq names its product ALMS1 centrosome and basal body associated protein (gene alms1). The transcript is spliced from 20 exons. Lineage: Eukaryota; Metazoa; Chordata; Actinopteri; Pleuronectiformes; Pleuronectidae. Gene Ontology annotation, cellular component: cytosol; centriole; centrosome. The record is from RefSeq and is a predicted model, not a curated record. Bases 310 to 6393 code for a protein of 2027 amino acids. Gene Ontology annotation, biological process: regulation of centriole replication.